This is a messenger RNA of Elephantulus edwardii (Cape elephant shrew), 1119 nucleotides long. It is a transcript of the gene WDR73, whose product is annotated as WD repeat domain 73. Gene Ontology annotation, biological process: cytoplasmic microtubule organization. Gene Ontology annotation, molecular function: protein binding. The transcript has 8 exons. The coding region runs from base 1 to 1119 and encodes 372 amino acids. Gene Ontology annotation, cellular component: cytosol; spindle pole. Lineage: Eukaryota; Metazoa; Chordata; Mammalia; Macroscelidea; Macroscelididae. The record is from RefSeq and is a predicted model, not a curated record.
AUGGAGGCCAGUGAGGACUGGCUUGUGGAGUCCUUACGCUUGUACCAGGAUUUCCACGCAUUCGACCUCUCAGGAGCCACUCGUGUCCUUGAAUGGACUGAUGACAAAGGUGUCUUUGUUGCUGGCUAUGAAAGCCUGAAAAAAAAUGAGAUUCUUCAUCUGAUACUGCCUCUCAGACUUUCUGUGAAGGAAAACCAGGGCUUGUUCCCAGAAAGAGAUUUCAAUGUGUGCCACGGAGGAUUUUCAGACAAGCCCAUCUUUGAUCUAAAGCAUGUACCAGAGACCAGGUGUCUGGUAACCAGUGGCCUCCCAGCUUGUUCCCUGCAGGUGUGGCAGAUGGCAGAGGACAGUGAUGUUAUUAAAACUGUCAGCACCAUUGCUGUGCAUGAAGAGGACGGGCAUCUCUGGCCGAGGCUGGCUGUCUUCUCCUCCAUGGGCCCUGGCGUCCUCCAUGGGAUGAGGCUCUGCAGUCUGAGGAUUACAGAUCUGGAGUCCCAGAAGACCACAUAUGCCUCAGGCAUUGAUGACAGUGAGGUGUUGAGUAGCUUGCAGAUCUUGGGUGCAGACACUUUUGCCUUCUGCUGCACUUCAGGCCGCCUGGGACUUGUGGACAUUCGACAGAAGUGGGCACCGCAUGAAAGCCUCAACCCCAGCCCAAGGUCUGGUGGAGGCCAGUGGUGUGCACAAGUUCGUGGCAAGGGCCAGGACCCAGGGCCCAACAUUGCUCACCUUGGCUCAGAUGGGCAGCUCUGUCUUCUUGACCCCCGGAAUCUCCAGCACCCUGUGAGCUUAGUCCAGUGCCCAGUGUCCAAGCCUAGCCCGGACCCGGAGCUGCUACGAGUGAUGUGGGCGCCAGUCCUGGAUAACUGCCUAGCUAUUUCAGGUUUUGAUGGAACAAUCCAGGUCUAUGAUGUCACGUCUUGGGACAGCACGGGGACUCACGUAGAGCCUCUCUUCAUUCACAGGGGUCACAUCUUUCUAGAUGGACAUGAGCAGGACACUGCGCCUCUGGUCACCACCCAUGUCUGGCACCCUUCCAAACCGAGGACUUUGCUUUCGGCAGCUAAUGAUGCCUCUCUGCAUGUGUGGGACUGGGUGGACCCCCGUGGCUCUUGCUAA